AAAAUGUGUUCAGUUUGUCUGUGUCUCUCACUUAAUGUACAUCUUUAGUGCUUCAUCGUGCUGUAUCUGAAGUGAAGUGAGAUAAUCUUAAAAAGUUUUUUCUUGAAAAUGGGAUAUCUUUUUGUUGGCCAAAUCGUUCAUUCAAAAUCAUUUGAUGAACUGGAAGUUAUCGACAAUGGUUUCCUAGCCGUAGAAAAUGGAAAAAUUAUAGCGAUAGGAGACGCUACACAAUUGCCUAAUUGGAGAAAAGAUACAAGCAAAUAUGAAGUGAUUCGGAUGACGAAGAAUCAAUUCAUUUUGCCUGGAUUUAUUGACUGCCACAUUCAUGCUCCCCAAAUGCCCAACAUUGGACUUGGAUUGAACAUGGAACUCCUUGAUUGGCUUAAAACCUACACAUUUCCCAUGGAAAGUCAGUACAAAGAUUCUCAGUUUGCUGCGUACGUUUAUGCUAAAGUUGUGAAAAGAACCUUAACGUCAGGGACUACAUGUGCGAGUUACUACGGAACUAACCAUAGAGAAGGUACUAUGAUUCUGGCUCAGGAAUGUCUAAAACAGGGUCAGCGCGCUCUAGUGGGCAAAGUUUCAGCCAAUCAAUCAACCGUAGAUUAUUACAAGGAAACUACCGAAGAGUCAAUCAGGGAGAAUAAGGCUUUCAUCGAAGGCAUUAAAGCUCUGAAUUCCGACUUGAUAAGCGUAACGAUAACUCCAAGAUUUGCCCUAUCUUGUGACCAAUACCUGAUGAAUGAAUUGGGAAAGUUGGCAAAGGAGCACAAUUUGAACAUUCAGACUCAUAUUUCGGAAAAUCUUGGGGAAAUCGCUGCAGUGAAGGAAGUAUUUAGGGCUUCUAACUAUGCGAGUGUUUACGAUUCGGCUAACCUUCUAACACCAAAAUGCAUCCUUGCUCAUGGAGUACACUUGGAAGAUGAGGAAAUUGAUCUUCUCAAGGCUCGUGGGACCUCUGUAGCUCACUGUCCCUCAUCCAAUACCAAUCUCCAGUCAGGUCUCUGUGAUGUGCUGAGAUUGAGAAAAGCAGGGGUUGCUGUAGGGCUUGGAACGGACAUUUCCGGUGGAAGUAAUGUGUCAAUUUUAACGACGAUUAGGGAUGCUCUUGGUGUCUCUCAUCAUCUGAACUUUGUCAAAAAGCAAAAUAUCAAGGGAACUGGAAGCGUUACGCCGCAGAACGAGUUGCAGAAAAAGGUGAACGAAGAAUACGUCCCGAUGAAUUACAAGCAAGCCCUGUACCUAGCGACUUUGGGUGGUGCUGAAGCUCUCAAUUUGUCCCAGAAAAUUGGGAAUUUCGAAGUUGGGAAGGAGUUUGACGCCCUGCUUAUUGAUAUUGAUGUUGAUCCUAUUGAUGUCUACACCCCUAACGUUGAAGGUAUCAAGGACAAGCCUGAAAAUCUUGAGGAACGUAUUCAGAAGUUCAUCUAUACGGGAGAUGAUCGCAACAUUUCGAGAGUUUUCGUUAAAGGAAAACCAGUUAAAUAAAAUUGGUUUUAUUGUUUUUUUUUAUUUUCUUACUCAAUAAAUAACAAUUCAAUACACAAAA
Phlebotomus papatasi is the source of this 1549-nucleotide messenger RNA. RefSeq names its product guanine deaminase (gene DhpD). Gene Ontology annotation, biological process: guanine catabolic process. The record is from RefSeq and is a predicted model, not a curated record. The transcript is spliced from 4 exons. Bases 109 to 1488 code for a protein of 459 amino acids. Gene Ontology annotation, cellular component: cytosol. NCBI's taxonomy places the organism in Eukaryota, Metazoa, Arthropoda, Insecta, Diptera, Psychodidae. Gene Ontology annotation, molecular function: guanine deaminase activity; zinc ion binding.